Messenger RNA from Drosophila miranda, 1546 nucleotides. RefSeq lists its product as uncharacterized. The transcript is spliced from 2 exons. The record is from RefSeq and is a predicted model, not a curated record. Bases 25 to 1128 code for a protein of 367 amino acids. NCBI's taxonomy places the organism in Eukaryota, Metazoa, Arthropoda, Insecta, Diptera, Drosophilidae.
UUCUUGCCUGUAGUCAACAAGUCCAUGCCUAUUCACAGCUCAUCGAAUGCGAGAGACCCCCGCCGUCGGAGAACUACGACAAAAGCCAGGCCGGAGCCCCCAGUCGACUGGGAGAUCAUCGAGGAACUGAUUCUUCGCCCCACUCCACGAGAAUUCCAAGUCCCCCCAGAGGUCCUCAGCUGGGAAAAUUUAUGCGGCGACGUCGUAAGCUGGCCCCGCAUCGACCAGAUCAUCGAGGGGCACGAUUCAGACCCCGAUCACGUCAAUAUUACAGGAGACGUGGCCCAGACGUACAGGGACCCAAGCCCUGGCAACGCCGCCAGAGCCACGUUCACCCAUGCUCAGGGCCCCAGCCAGGUCAACCCCGACCAGGUCGCCGAAGACCACGCGCAGGGCCCUGGACACGCCACCGUAGGAGAAGCAGCCGACUACACCGCUCCGGGUCCGAGCCCCGACGAGGGGGCAGAGGCCAUCACUAUCCCUGACGGGCUGCCAGGUGCCACCGCACGCGGAUACCGCCAGCAAUUCGAGCCGACGGAGUUCGAAAAAGAGGUGCUCCGCUGGGAAGAGCCACCGCUUCCGGCACUCUUCGGGGCCCUUGAUACGCUCAACCUUCUCGAACGGAUAGACGGGUUGGACAUCGCCCCCGAAGAUGCAGGACUACCGGCCGUCAGCAACUUUGACGCCAUCCUGCGCCCCGAAGACAUCGCCACCGAAGACGCAGAGCUACCGGACGCCUGCGAUCUGGACGCCAUCCUACAUCCCGAAGGCGGCCGUCCGGAGAUACCAGAAACGUCGACCCCCAACCCAGCCGUUCGUUGGGUGACUGGGGAGGCGGAUUGGAGAGUACGUACGCCCGACGGCCGGCUGCCAGACACCCUGAAAGCCCGGCUCCUGGCACAACUCGUCAACCCGCGGCGUAAAGAUGUCCGAUUCUUGGCAGAGGCGGACAACACCUUCUUCCAGGUCCACAUCAGCAAGACGAGCAAAGUGACUAUUCGCUCACGGGCCCCCGAAGUAAGGAGAGGGUGUGAGGACCCAUACUGGGACCCUCACAUAGUAACAAGAAUAAUAAUAAUAAUAUUAAUAAUUGGAUUACUCACAACCAUAUGCUAUAGUAGUAAAUAAGCUAGUUAUGUUUUGCAUAGCCGAAAUCCCGCCAAACGGCCAGCUCACACGGAACAACCGCAAAGAAGACGGCGAGGAGAGGGAGCCAUGCUCAGCCGGCAGCAGAGCGGAGCUCUUUCGGAAAAGUCCCGUUGGCCCGAAAACGAGCGCGAGGCGUGGCGAGAACGUCGAGCGACCGUAGCGAGAGAAGGAGUCGAUUCUGGGAAGUGAGCGAAGACGGAACGUCGCGGACAUCGAAGUGAAGAGAAAAAAAAAAGUGUUGAACGGCCGCGCGCCAGAGAGGAGAGAAAAGCAUGGAGGAGCUGCGGGAACACAGGCGCCGGAUCCGCGGGUGAGCUGGCCGCUGGCCAAGGUAGUAGUAGGAGUAGGAGGGAGUGCGAGGGGAACCAAUCCAAUAAAACUUCGAUCAUAGAAUUAA